This is a messenger RNA of Brassica napus (rape), 1713 nucleotides long. RefSeq lists its product as uncharacterized. The record is from RefSeq and is a predicted model, not a curated record. The transcript has 2 exons. Bases 1 to 1713 code for a protein of 570 amino acids. Lineage: Eukaryota; Viridiplantae; Streptophyta; Magnoliopsida; Brassicales; Brassicaceae. Gene Ontology annotation, molecular function: RNA-DNA hybrid ribonuclease activity; nucleic acid binding. Gene Ontology annotation, biological process: DNA integration.
AUGCACAGUCCGAGUCAGUCAGGACGACUCGCAAAAUGGGCAAUCGAACUAAGCGAGUACGAUGUGGAGUACCGCCCAAGAACCUACACAAAAUCUCAAGUACUAGCAGACUUCUUGGUAGAAUUUCCCACGGGAGAUAUGACAAACACGGAACCGGACUCAACUUGGAUCCUUCACGUCGACGGAUCAUCGUCCAAACAAGGAUCCGGGAUCGGAAUCCGGCUCACUUCUCCGACCGGCGAAGGCUUGGAACAAUCGUUCCGAUUGGAAUUCCAUGCGUCGAACAACGAGGCCGAAUAUGAAGCACUCAUCGCAGGAUUACGAUUAGCCCAUGGGCUUAAGAUCCGCAACAUUCACGCUUACUGUGACUCUCAGUUAGUCGCAAAUCAGUACAGCGGAGAAUACGAAGCGAGGGAAGAAAGAAUGGAUGCAUAUCUAAAACUCAUCCAAGACCUCUCCCGAGACUUCAACCACUUCGCCCUCACUAGGAUUCCUUGCUCGGAAAACACUCAGGCGGAUGCCUUGGCCGCACUCGCAUCAAGUUCGGAUUCUGGACUAAGACGAGUAAUCCCCGUCGAGUUCAUCGAACACCCAAGCAUCGGACCACCAGUGGUCAACAAUCUGAUUCGAGCACAAAUCGAAAAUGCGGAGGAAGUCGAAGACCCACCAGAAGAAAACGUGGAUCAGUCGGAAUACGGCUGCGACAGCCCAUGGAUAGAGCCAAUCCGAUCAUACAUAAUCAACGGAACGCUUCCCACUGAGAAAUGGGCGGCCCGCAAAAUCAAGACCCAGGCCGCGCGAUAUGUAACGGUUGAAGGAGAAUCCUACAAAUGGAGAUUCUCCGGCCCACUCAUGACCUGCGCCGAAGGCGAAAAAGUAAGAAGAGUAAUGGAGGAGGUUCAUUCCGGAUCAUGUGGGAACCACUCCGGCGGAAGAUCUCUCGCCGUAAAAAUAAAACGCCAUGGCAUGCGCCGACAAUCCAUCAACCCGCGGAAGUCCUCUCGUCCAUCUCGUCUCCGUAUCCCUUCAUGCGAUGGUCCAUGGAUAUCGUGGAUAGAGGCAGAUUCCUACGCAAGUAUCAAAGACGUACAAGUCGAGAACUUCGUAUGGAAGAACAUCAUCACCAGACACGGGGUCCCUUACGAAAUCGUGACAGACAACGGAUCUCAGUUCAUCUCUACCCGAUUCGAAGCAUUCUGCGAGAAGUGGAAGAUACGACUGACCAAGUCGACUCCCAGAUAUCUGCAGUGCAAUGGCCAGGCAGAGACCAUCAACAAAACCGUCCUCGACGGGUUAAAAAAGCGCUUAGAAGCCAAAAAGGGGCGAUGGGCAGAAGAGCUCGAAGGAGUUCUUUGGUCGCAUCGUACGACCCCGAGACGGGCUACGGGUGAAACUCCAUUCGCCCUCGUUUACGGAACGGAAUGUAUGAUGCCCGCGGAAAUUGAAUUUCCCGGAGUACGGAGAAGAUUCCUCCCCGAACGAGAAGAUCUUAACAGCGCAAUGCUGCUAGACGAACUCGAUCUUAUUAACGAGCGGCGAGAUCAAGCUCUCAUAUGGAUCCAAAAUUACCAGCACGCCGGCGCAAAAUACUACAACUCAAACGUUCGCCAUCGAAGGUUCAAAGAAGGCGACCUGGUCCUUCGCAAAGUCUUCCAAAACACUGCCGAACGUAACGCAGGAAAACUGGGAGCAAACUGGGAAGGCCCAUCAUAA